This is a messenger RNA of Conger conger (European conger), 2306 nucleotides long. It is a transcript of the gene gcdha, whose product is annotated as glutaryl-CoA dehydrogenase a. Gene Ontology annotation, cellular component: mitochondrial inner membrane. Bases 120 to 1439 code for a protein of 439 amino acids. Gene Ontology annotation, molecular function: fatty-acyl-CoA binding; glutaryl-CoA dehydrogenase activity; flavin adenine dinucleotide binding. The record is from RefSeq and is a predicted model, not a curated record. The transcript is spliced from 12 exons. Lineage: Eukaryota; Metazoa; Chordata; Actinopteri; Anguilliformes; Congridae. Gene Ontology annotation, biological process: fatty-acyl-CoA biosynthetic process; fatty acid beta-oxidation using acyl-CoA dehydrogenase.
AUCUGACGUCACACAGUGACGUCGGAUUUGAUCUUCCAUAACAGCGUGCUGUGGUGGGGUGAGACUUGGGUGUACUGUAUUUGAACGCGGAUCAGCUUCGCUUUCUAAAGAUUCCAGAUAUGGCUUUAAGAAAUUCAGUUUUUCGUUUGCUCACCAAUUACCACAGAUGUGCUCCAAUUUCAAUAUCAAGAGCACAGGGAACUGCAGCUCAAAUUCAACCGGAGAUAGCGGACAAAAAAGCAGCUAAAACACCCAAGGUGCAGUUCAACUGGCGGGAUGCACUGGAUCUGGACGGGCUGCUGACGGAAGAAGAGAUAAUGAUUCGGGACUCAUUCCGCACUUACUGCCAGGAGAAACUCAUGCCCCGCAUCCUAAUGGCCAACAGAAAAGAGGUCUUCCACCGUGAUAUUAUUUCGGAGAUGGGUGAACUGGGAGUUCUGGGCCCAACCAUCACAGGGUAUGGCUGUGCAGGGACCAGCUACGUGGCCUACGGGCUGAUCGCCAGGGAAGUUGAAAGGGUGGACAGUGGGUACCGCUCGGUCAUGAGCGUACAGUCUUCGCUGGUCAUGCACCCCAUUAACGCCUACGGAACAGAGGAGCAGAAAGAGAAGUAUCUGCCAAGGCUAGCACGCGGAGAGAUUCUGGGCUGCUUUGGGCUGACGGAACCGAACCACGGCAGUGACCCCGGCAGCAUGGAAACCCGGGCCAAGUACAACCCCUCCAGCCGCACCUUCACCGUCUCCGGGGCCAAGACCUGGAUCACCAACUCUCCGGUUGCAGACGUCUGCGUGGUUUGGGCCAAGUGCGAGGACGGCCGGGUGCGAGGCUUCAUCCUGGAGCGCGGCAUGCCGGGCCUGACCACGCCCAAGAUCGAGGGCAAGUUCUCCCUGCGGGCGUCGGCCACGGGCAUGAUCGUGAUGGACGAGGUGGAGGUGCCAGAGGAGAACCUGCUGCCCAAAGUCUCUGGCCUGGCAGGUCCCUUCGGCUGUCUGAACAACGCUCGUUACGGCAUCGCCUGGGGCGCCCUGGGGGCCGCUGAGUUCUGUUUCCACGCUGCGCGCCAGUACACUCUGGACAGGAUACAGUUUGGUGUUCCCCUGGCCAGGAACCAGCUUAUGCAGAAGAAGAUGGCGGACAUGCUGACCGAGAUCACCAUCGGACUGCAGUCCUGUCUGCAGCUUGGCAGACUCAUCGAUGAGAAGAAGGCGGCCCCGGAGAUGAUCUCCAUGCUGAAGAGGAACAACUGCGGCAAGGCCUUGGACAUCGUCCGGCAGGCCAGGGAUAUGCUGGGUGGGAACGGCAUCGCAGACGAGUACCACAUCAUCCGCCACGUCAUGAACCUGGAGGCCGUCAACACCUACGAGGGCACCCACGACAUCCAUGCCCUGAUUUUAGGGAGAGCCAUCACCGGACUGCAGUCCUUCACAGUGGAGAAAUAGAUCCAACUGAGUGACCACUAAAAACCUGGAACUAAAUCUCGAUCUGAUUUUUGAGAAAGAGACGCUGAUGUAGUGAAAGCACAGUGUUGGAUUUCCAUGACACAGUGCCUUUUUCAUUUCAUCUUCAGAAUAGCAGGAGUGGUGGACAGCUUGUGCAGCUUGUGUCAGAAAAGGUUAAAGUUAAAGUGUGGGUUAUUGCAGAAGACACUUUCACAAAGGCAAUACUGUUGCAUAUCGUUACACUAGGAUUUCUGCUGGGGUAAUGUUUCACUGUGAAAAUUAACUAUUGGAAUAAUGACGGUACAUUUAAUUUAAACAGAUAUUUUAGAACUUGCAUAGAAAAUAUAUAAAAGCCGUGUUGGAAAAUUAUCUCUAAUAGUGAAAAUGGUAUCACAGAGAAAUGUUACAAUGGUUUUUGGUUAACAUUGUACAAACAAGGAAAUGAGUCUGAUGUUCUAAUUAUUAUAAUAAGUAACUAUAAGAGAGUGAUGACAAUCUAAGCAUUUAUUGUAUCCUGGGUGGACUGGUUACUGUUAAACAUUUUCACAAAUAAGUCUUUUUUUCACUUUACUGUUUCUGUUAUGAUGUAUGGACCUCAUGAUCUAACUAAUCUACCUCCCACUUAACUCAAGCAAUAAUGCUGUUUACUUUCAGUAAACGUUUUCUGUAAUUUAUUUUCCACAAUCAAACAACUGUGCUUCUUUUUGGUUUCGGGGAAUUGUCUGUUGCUCACCUAAUUUUACACUAGUCAGUAUUUUAUCAUUUUUCAGGUUUGAUAGGGGACUGCAAAAUCAACUUUAACUAUGUAGAAUUGGAAAAAGGAUGAAACAUAAAGGAACUGUUACAUUAAAAAGGUUCUGAAAACAA